This is a messenger RNA of Lotus japonicus, 1587 nucleotides long. Its product is annotated as F-box protein PP2-A15. Lineage: Eukaryota; Viridiplantae; Streptophyta; Magnoliopsida; Fabales; Fabaceae. Gene Ontology annotation, molecular function: protein binding. The transcript has 3 exons. Bases 206 to 1093 code for a protein of 295 amino acids. The record is from RefSeq and is a predicted model, not a curated record.
GAAAAUUUCCACACACAGGGAAAGCGAAAGGAAAAAGAAAACUCGUGAAACACGCUGAAAGAAAAUUCACACACAGUGUUAAUCCCUCUUUCUCACCAACCAAAUGCUCACCCAUGACAUUCUUCUUCUUCCAUGGUGGCAGUAGCAUGACCUGAAGGGAAGCGAAACCCUCGUCGUCGCGUUGUUGAUUCAGGUUCAGCUGGGGAUGGGGGCCUCGCUGUCGAACCUUGGAACCAAAGGUUCGACCAUCGGUCCCGGCCUCGGGGACAUCCCGGAGAAUUGCGUCGCUCGCGUUUUUCUUCACCUCACUCCGCCCGAGAUUUGCAACUUGGCCCGCCUCAACCGCGCCUUCCGCGGCGCUGCCUCCGCCGAUUCGGUUUGGGAAACCAAGCUUCCCAGCAACUACAAGGAUCUGCUCCACGCGCUGCCGCCUGAACGGUUCCAGAAUCUCUCUAAGAAGGACAUUUUCGCCCUCCUCUCUCGUCCGCAACCCUUCGAUGAUGGUAACAAGGAAGUGUGGUUGGAUAGGGUUACGGGAAGGGUUUGCAUGUCCAUUUCGGCAAAAGCCUUGUCAAUUACUGGAAUUGAUGACCGGAGAUACUGGACUUGGGUUCCUACUGAAGAAUCUAGGUUCAACUGUGUGGCAUAUUUGCAGCAAAUAUGGUGGUUUGAAGUGGAUGGUGAGAUCAACUUUCCACUCCCUGCUGAUAUUUAUACUCUCUCCUUUAGGCUUCAUCUUGGACGGUUUUCCAAGAGGCUUGGUCGGCGUGUAUGCCAUUAUGAACAGACCCAUGGUUGGGAGAUAAAACCGGUUAGGUUUGAGUUGUCGACUUCGGAUGGUCAGCGAGCAUCAUGCGAAUGCUGCUUGGAUGAUACUGAGCAUGAUGAGAUAUAUGGCUGUCAUAAGCGUGGAUGUUGGGUAGAUUACAAGGUGGGUGAGUUUCUCGUCACUGAAUCAGAACCUACAACUAAAGUUAGAUUCUCCAUGAAACAAAUCGAUUGUACACACUCUAAAGGUGGGCUUUGUGUAGAUUCUGUAUUUAUUAUACCUAGUUGUUUGAGAGAUCGUAAGAAAAGCGGCUUUUUGAAGUAACCACACACAGGAUAGUUUUUUUUUUUCUUUUCAUGUCAGACAUCCCAGAAAGCUCGAGGAGGAUCUACUAUACCGCUUACACCUGUGAAGGAAAUUAAGAAUAUGGAAUGGAGGAUGUUAUAGUUUGUUGGGAUUUCUUAUAUUCUUUAAUCUUUUCUGCAGUUGGUUUGUGUGCUCUGUAGUUUUUCUGUAAUCACAAUUUGCUUUGUCAGAUGAGAUUGAUAAAGAAGCUGUAAAACUUUGGCUGCUCUGUUCCUUCUGUGACAUAGUUGUAAUACAUAGUAGUUCUUCCUCACCUGAUAAUACUCCAUUUGAUAAACGAAUUUUACAUGUAGUGAGGGUUGCAUGUAGUUCGCAGUGAAGAUGUUUAGUUCCCUUUAUGCUGUCACUGCAAAUGUAAAUGUAACAAUAUCAAUGUCAUUCUCAAAUCUCAAUGGAUUGUAUGCUGGUAUGCUCAACUGAUUGCCUUGAAAAUUAAAGGAGUUUAGAUGGUA